AUGAUUGGUGCCGCAGGAGCGCAGGAAGACCGGGCGUACAGCCGCCCAGGACAACUCGGCGCGGGCGGGCACGGGGAUCUCGGCUAUCGCGGCGAACGGCCUGCCGGCGAGGUUCCAAAGACGCUGCACUUCAAACUCGUUCUCCUGGGAGACACGAGCGUCGGGAAAAGUUGCCUCGUUGUCCGGUUUGCGAAAGACGAGUUCUACGAAUACCAAGAAAGCACCAUUGGCGCUGCCUUCAUGACCCAGUCAGUUGACUUGGGAAGUUGCAUCGUGAAGUUCGAAAUCUGGGACACAGCUGGACAGGAAAGAUACCGAUCUCUCGCGCCGAUGUACUACAGAGGAGCGGCGGCUGCAGUCGUGGUGUACGACAUCUCGAAUCGCGACAGCUUCCAAGGCGCGAAGUCUUGGGUGCAGGAACUCCAGACGGUCAACGAUCGGUCAAACGUCGUCAUCGCACUCGCCGGGAACAAGGAAGAUCUCGGUGCAGAGCGCCAAGUACCCAAACAGGAGGCGCAGCAGUACGCAGAUGAGCAUGGAAUCUUGUUCAUUGAGACAAGCGCAAAGACAGGUCACAACGUUAACGAGCUCUUCUACGAAAUCGCGGCCGCCCUUCCAAAGUCCCGAAAGGAGCACGAUCCGCAUGCAGGCUUUCAACUGAACAAGACGCAGGAACAGAAGUCUUCAUCGGGAUCGUGGUGUGCGUGUGGAGGCAAAAGCAGUUGA
Molecule: messenger RNA, 726 nt
Organism: Neospora caninum
Lineage: Eukaryota; Apicomplexa; Conoidasida; Eucoccidiorida; Sarcocystidae
Product: rab22a, member RAS oncogene family, related
Exons: 6
Coding region: 1-726 (241 amino acids)
Molecular function (GO): GTPase activity; GTP binding
Source: RefSeq, a predicted model, not a curated record